This is a messenger RNA of Propithecus coquereli (Coquerel's sifaka), 1448 nucleotides long. It is a transcript of the gene CAV2, whose product is annotated as caveolin 2. NCBI's taxonomy places the organism in Eukaryota, Metazoa, Chordata, Mammalia, Primates, Indriidae. Gene Ontology annotation, cellular component: perinuclear region of cytoplasm; cytoplasmic vesicle; Golgi apparatus. The transcript is spliced from 3 exons. Gene Ontology annotation, molecular function: protein kinase binding; molecular adaptor activity. The coding region runs from base 170 to 658 and encodes 162 amino acids. The record is from RefSeq and is a predicted model, not a curated record. Gene Ontology annotation, biological process: caveola assembly; positive regulation of MAPK cascade; negative regulation of endothelial cell proliferation.
CGGGUCGCCGGGGGCCGGGAGCGGGAGCCGAGGCGGGAAGCGGCCGCCGCCCGGGCAGGGGGGACUAGGCGAGGCGGGGCGGGGCCGGGCGCGACGGGAAGGGAGGCCGCGCCGGCCGGGAGCCGCACCGCGCCAGCCGGGCUGCAGCGGCCGCGCACCGAGCGCCGCAAUGGGGCUGGAGACCGAGAAGGCGGACGUGCAGCUCUUCCUGGACGACGACUCCUACAGCCACCACGGCGACGUCGACUCCGCCGACCCCGAGAAGUUCGCCGACUCGGGCCAUGACCGGGAUCCUCACCGGCUCAACUCACACCUCAAGGUGGGCUUUGAGGAUGUAAUCGCAGAGCCCAUGACUACGCACUCCUGUGACAAAGUGUGGAUCUGCAGCCAUGCCCUCUUUGAAAUCAGCAAGUACGUGAUGUACAAGUUCCUGACGGUGUUCCUGGCCAUCCCCCUGGCAUUCGCUGCGGGAAUUCUCUUUGCCACCCUCAGCUGCCUGCACAUCUGGAUUAUAAUGCCUUUUGUAAAGACCUGCCUAAUGGUUCUGCCUUCAGUGCAGACAAUAUGGAAGAGUGUGACAGAUGUUAUCAUUGCCCCAUUGUGUACAAGCGUGGGACGAAGCUUCUCUUCUAUCAGCCUGCAGCUGAGCCACGACUGAACACUUGGACCCCAGGUCUGGAGAUUUGGAUACUGUAAUACUUCUUUGUUAUUGUAACAUAAAAGCACUACUGUUCAUUUCCCAACUGUUCUAAUUAAGAAAACUAUGAAGAUGGGCAACCACAUUUAGAAAUGUUUAUUGGCAGCCCUUUUCAAAUAAUGCUUUUCUAAUUAAUAGCCAAGGAUUUCAUAGCUAACUUUGUAACCUGAAUUAUACAGUAGGUUGAAAACACUUAAUUUGAAAGGCAGACAAUUUUUUGCUUUUGUAAAAAAGCAUACUUUUUUUAAUGAUGAAUCUAUGGUGAUCAAGGGUCAUUUCUCUCAAAACACUACAAUAGUUUUGUACACUGUUUGCUCAUAAAAAUAUGGUAUUUCUUAUUUUUUGUAAGCCUGGGAGUGAUACUUUUUAAAUUACCUUUACAGAUAUCAUCAUAAGGAUACUUAGAGAUGGGAUAUACGAAGAUCCUAGAAAUUUCAGUAACAAAAGCACACAGUGAUUAUAGUAACUAUCAAAUAUAAUAAAACAAAUAAAUGUGAAAAUAAGAUUCAUGAAAAUGUGUUCUUUUAAGGUAUUGUUAACCUAUAAGCCUAUUUAACAAGAUGUUUCAUUUUACUGUAUAUUUUGUACUUAAUGUAAAUGUUGCUCUAAUCAGAUUGCUUUAAAGCAUUUUUAUUAUAUUUGUUAUCUUGUUGAACUAAUAUAUAGAAUGAGUAAAUGUAGCUCUCACAAGGUAACUUCAUUGGUAAGAUUGCACUGUCUUGAUUAUGAAAGCACUUAUAUAUCUUCUUUG